Ochotona princeps (American pika) is the source of this 1559-nucleotide messenger RNA. RefSeq names its product BAF chromatin remodeling complex subunit BCL7B (gene BCL7B). The record is from RefSeq and is a predicted model, not a curated record. NCBI's taxonomy places the organism in Eukaryota, Metazoa, Chordata, Mammalia, Lagomorpha, Ochotonidae. The transcript is spliced from 6 exons. The coding region runs from base 132 to 740 and encodes 202 amino acids.
CGACGGCCGCGGCGACGCUGCUGAAGCGGUGGCGGCGGCGCGUGAAGCGCGCGAUUCCCCGCGUCUUGGGGAGCACUGCCUCUCCCCCCGACCCCCGACCCUCUAUUGCUCCCGCCGCCGCCGCCGCCGCAAUGUCGGGCCGGUCGGUCCGGGCCGAGACCCGCAGCCGGGCCAAGGAUGAUAUCAAGAAGGUGAUGGCGGCCAUCGAGAAAGUGCGGAAAUGGGAGAAAAAGUGGGUGACGGUGGGUGACACAUCCCUUAGGAUAUUUAAGUGGGUUCCUGUGACAGACAGCAAGGAGAAAGAAAAGUGCAAAUCAAACAGCUCAGCCGCCCGAGAACCUAAUGGCUUUCCCUCCGAUACCUCUGCCAAUUCCUCCCUCCUCCUUGAAUUCCAGGAUGAGAACAGCAACCAGAGCUCUGUGUCGGACGUCUACCAGCUCAAGGUGGACAGCAGUACCAACUCGAGCCCCAGCCCCCAGCAGAGCGAGUCCCUGAGCCCAGCACACACCUCCGACUUCCGCACGGAUGACUCCCAGCCCCCUACCCUGGGCCAGGAGAUACUCGAGGAGCCCUCCCUGCCAGCCUCGGAGGUCGCCGAUGAGCCCCCCACCCUCACCAAGGAGGAGCCUGUGCCCCUGGAGACACAGGUGGCUGAGGAGGAGGAAGAUGCGAGUGCCCCGCCUUUGAAGCGCUUCUGUGUGGACCAGCCUGCAGUGCCGCAGACAGCGUCUGAGAGCUAGCAGCACCUGGCGCCCUCCAUCCGCAUCCAGCCCCUGCCUCUAUUUAUUGCGUCUGGCUCUAGCCGUGCUGUGUUGCUGGGGUCAAGGGCAAGCGUGGGGGUGCAGAGCCUGCACGUAGGAAGUGUCCAGCCUGAAAGUCGACCAAGGACUCGGGUCACUGCAUCACCUUCCUGUUCCUGGCACCUGCUUGCUGGGCCGCUGAGCGGAAGAGCGCUCCUGUCCACUUUCCCAGGCUUUCUGUCACCCCCUGGGGCAAGACCUCUGGACAAAGCUGCUGGUGUGUCCAAGAGAGAGAGAGAGGAAGAGAGAGGUGGGAGGGGCCCUGCAGGGGUACUUGAAAGGAGACAGUGGCUAGUGGGACUGUGCCACAGGCUGUGGGUCCUGUAGGCUGCUGUUGGGAGGGACUGCGUGGGGCUUUGGAGGAUGGGGAAGAUGAAAGGCCAUCCCUGCUCUGCUGGGCGUCUCUGCCCCCACUGAGGUGGGUUCCCAUUGCUGAGGGUGCCCUGUGCCCUGUCCCUGACAGGCACACAUGCCCACAGCUCCCUGCCCACCUGUACAUGCCAUUCCUGCCUCUUGCCAGACACUCUGCCUCAGCCAGAUUUCAGGGUUCUGACAUCAGCACCCAUUCUUCCCAGUACUCCUUCUGCUCAGACUUUCUAGAAAGUUCCCUCUUAUUUGAAAUCUGCAUGUUCAGUUGAACUUUGUGAUUUAUUUUUGGUCUCAAAGAAGUUUAAGAAAAUGGAAAUGGACAACAACGAGUGAAGACAUAUUUUAGCACUGAAUAGAAUAUUUUUAAAAUUAAACUAUUUGAAAUACGUC